Messenger RNA from Rodentolepis nana, 537 nucleotides. The record is from the annotation of a GenBank genome assembly. Lineage: Eukaryota; Metazoa; Platyhelminthes; Cestoda; Cyclophyllidea; Hymenolepididae.
AUGGCUGAUCCCGACGCUGAUUUUUCUAAAAGGCAUGGUACGAGAGUAUUCAAGAAAAGUAGUCCAAAUGGAAAAAUUACGGCCUAUUUAUCCAAACGGGAUUUCUUAGACCACUUAACACACGUCGAUCCAAUUGAGGGUGUUGUUUUGAUUGAUGAGUCUUAUGUAAGAAAUCGGCGCGUUUUUGUUCAUGUUUUGGCUGCAUUUCGUUAUGGGAGGGAGGAUCUUGAUGUCCUGGGUUUGUCAUUCAGGAAAGAUCUCUUUGUAGCUUCGGCACAAAUCUAUCCUCCACAACAGCCUUUUCUUGGUGAUCUUCCCACUAAUCCAAUCCCUAUAGUUGCUGUUGCAUCUUAUGAUAGUGGAAAUAGACGCCGAAGAAGUUCGAACUACGAAGAUGAAGGCUCCAUUGUGAAUGUCAAUGACCCUCAAGUUGACGUUAAACCACUCACUCGUCUUCAAGAACGUCUCAUCAAGAAGCUUGGAUCAAGUGCUUAUCCUUUUUACUUUGAGGUCAGUUGCCUUUGGUUUAUUUAUUAG